ACUCGCUCGCGCGGUCUCCUGGGUAACGGUGCGUAUGGUAACCAUUGUAAACAACGCGCCCUACAGCGCUGAGGUGAACAGCGAACAAAACCAGCCAUGGCUGUCUGCAACACCGAGUAUUUCGAUCAGAUAGGAAAUAUUCAAAAUAGCAUACACGAACGGGAGAGAAGAAGACAUGAACUGGAAGAAAAACUGUUUGCCUACUUAAGAUCAGAUGAAAGACUGACUAAGCUGAAGUGUGCCAAGAUGCGCUGCUAUUACAAGGAGCUGCAUGAGAGAGAGCAGCAAGCAAAGACACGCAACCUUGAGCUACUGGGGAAUGUGGAAAACUUGGCAUCCAAAUUGAAAGAAUUCUCCAUUGAUUGUAGCAGGCUGCUUCAAAAGAGGUUGGAGUACAAGAAUCACAUUACCAGACUGAAGAAAGACAAGAAGAAAACGGGGAGCAGGGGGGAAUCGGAAGCGGACGAGCACCUGAGCAGGUUCCAGUUCCCCAGCACACGCGGAUCAUCACAGAGUGCUGUCAUCUUCACGGGUCACCAGACCUCCAGCCGCUCAUCAAGAAAUGAUCAACGUUCACCAUCUCAGACAGAGCUGAUGCCUAAUCAUCCUUCACUCUCUCCUCUACAAAGUGGCCUUUGUAUGCACUCCCAUGUUUCAAAAGCCAGUGGCACUGCCAUUUUAUCUGAUAACAUUCUAAACUCAGGUGAUUUCCUUGAGGACAAAUGUUUGAGUGACGUGCAUGAAAAGCAGAUGGAGUCUGAUUGGGACUUCUCUCAGAGGGCAGGAGAGCAGCAAAGAUGGGAAGAACGAAUCUCACCUCACAUGACCCUGAGGGAAGCUGAAGUGUCCUCUCUAUCUGUGACCGUGAAGAAGCCUGCGGACAUUGUGUCAUUACAGCGGUGUCCGACCCGCAGUCCUUCCCCAGAUACCACCGAUCCAAGAGAUUCCUCACAGUACAUGAACUCUGGAGAUGAGGAUGAGGAAGUGUCUGCAGAGGAUGAAGGUGACUCUGUGCCGAGACGUCAAGAUCUUCCAGAUCACACUAACAGCAGACGUCCCAGCAUUCUCAAUCCAGCUGGUGAAAUUAAACCAGACCUCUCGAUGCAGACGGACAGUGAUGUUUCACCUUCACCGAGUCAAAGUGAGCAUCACACCUGGAGAGGAGAUGAUGUAAUUCAAGAGGAGAGUGUAAUACCUAUUCAAACCAACAGUGGCACACAUGAGCAGGUCAACACACGGCAGCAUGGAAGCCCUGACCCUCUCCAAUCCCCCAACAGGCUCUCCAUGGAAGGAUUUUGUCAUCUUCUGGAAAGCAUUGAGCGCCGUCUCGGAGAGAAAGACGUGAACCUCUACAGAAGCUCAGUCAAUGAGCAGAAACUCAGUGAUAUCAUCAGUAUAUGUGGUCAGUGUGGGCGUCUGGAUGGUGUGGAUCUGCAUGCGUGUGGUGCUGUGGUUCUGCAGCAGCUGCCCCUGCUGUCCUGCAGUCUGUCUCAUGGAUGCCUGUUACCCAGUGAUCUAGUCAACACACACUGGUCAUCAGCUACAAAGCCAGAAGAGAUCAGGUUGUGCCUGUCAGCCGAAAGCGUUCCGCUGUGGGAUUGCUGUUUCAGGCACUUCCUUCAGCUUCGACAACAGAACAUCCUCAGUACUGACCACAUCAUCCAGCUCUUCACUCAACUCCUGGUGACAAACAACGCCACCUACACUGACAAGGCAGGAGAGCUGUUGAAGAGGCUUCUGACCCACGAAUCUGAGACCCAUCAGCCAUCAGAAAGUGAACUCUCAUCUUCUUGCAGCCUGCCCUCCCUUCUGCGUGACAGCGUGGGAGUAAAGCCCGCCGGGCCUUCCGGAAAAAAUCGUCCAACCGUUGGAACACAAGGAAUUCAAAGUGCUGAAGAGGACAGUGCCGACCAAAGCCCAGUGGAAAGUAUUCCUAUUAGAGAGACCAAAGCAUAUCAGCUGCUUAAACAGUCUGUGGCACAAGAGAGGCACUGGAGUGACUCGGAGGAGGAUUCGGAGCCGUCAGACAUCAACAAAUUAAAGAGGUCUGAGGCGCUCCCGGACCCUGUGACACAAAAUAGCCAGAAGAGUGCCAAAAGUAAAGCUUUCUCUGCUGUCCAGUCAAAGGCAUUUUGGGGAGAAUCCGACGACAGCAAUUCUGAGAUCGAAAUGGCCUUGCGUCCUCAGUCCCGCAACACCAGCAGCCAUGACUUUGAUGAUUUUUAUGAUUGAGGUUUCUUUUUUCCAGAGUUCACGCUGUCACAUUUUUUUCCCCCAAUGAGCAGUUAAUAUGUUUGAAAGAGAUGCCUUUACGCGAUCGCAAAACAAACAGAAAUCUUCACCGAGGAAUGAGUGCGACAUUCCGCGAAAACAAAAAAGAGCCAUCCACUUUAUUGUGGCCAAAGACUGUGAAGGGUUUUCAAAACAUGUUGGUGUUAACCCUGCUUGAGUCUCUUUAGCUGAACAACACUUGGACCUGGUUGAAAUAGAUUAAACUUGGUUUUUAAAGUGA
This is a messenger RNA of Rhinichthys klamathensis goyatoka, 2512 nucleotides long. RefSeq names its product kizuna centrosomal protein (gene kiz). Gene Ontology annotation, biological process: spindle organization. The record is from RefSeq and is a predicted model, not a curated record. The transcript has 15 exons. Gene Ontology annotation, cellular component: centrosome. NCBI's taxonomy places the organism in Eukaryota, Metazoa, Chordata, Actinopteri, Cypriniformes, Leuciscidae. Bases 97 to 2232 code for a protein of 711 amino acids.